CUGAACCAGAAAAUGAAAACUCGAAGUCAAGCGAAGAAAGACUGGAUUUUUGGUGAGAGAGAGAGAGAGAGAUGGUGUUGAGUGCAACAGUGAUUGGAGCACUGUUAGGACUGGGUACCCAGAUGUACUCCAAUGCUCUCCGCAAACUCCCUUACAUGCGCCAUCCGUGGGAACAUGUGGUGGGCAUGGGAUUAGGAGUUGUUUUUGUGAAUCAGUUGGUCAAAUGGGAUGCUCAGCUUGAACAAGACCUCGACAAGAUGCUUCAAAAAGCUAAGGAAGCCAAUGAGCGCCGCUACUUCGAUGAAGAUGAUGAUUAGAACCUGUUCUUGUCUUCUGAAAAUUGUGGUCUCAGAACUAAUGUUCUUCAAAGGGCCGUAUAUACACUUGUUUUCUUUUUUAUCUUUUGAUGCUGUGCUUGUGAUCUUGUUAGUUGUUUUUCUUGCUUUUGCGACAAAUAAAGAUUUAGAUGCUUUCAUAAUGUGGACAGCCUGGGUUUGGAUCUUCAAUAAUACUUUGAAGCAAUCUAGUGAUUUUCUCCACUGGAAAUAUGAUUGAUGUAAUGGAUUUUUGGGCCCUUCGUGAUCACCGUUUGAUCUAAAGUUUGAAAUGAGUUAAUCUUAGGAUUUGCUUGGUAUU
Molecule: messenger RNA, 636 nt
Organism: Populus nigra (black poplar)
Lineage: Eukaryota; Viridiplantae; Streptophyta; Magnoliopsida; Malpighiales; Salicaceae
Exons: 3
Coding region: 72-317 (81 amino acids)
Source: RefSeq, a predicted model, not a curated record